GCCCUAUACUGGACAUUGAAGCUCUGUUAAUAUAUUAAAUGGUAAACUCGUUUCUGCGCGGCAGCACGCGAAGUGAAUUAUGAGCAGCUCUGAGUUGCAGGAUGUUUAUGCCAGCCCUGAAAUACCAAGGGGUGCAAUAAAAUCGGAACAAAAUGGUGCUGCUUUACAAGACGUACAUCAAUUUGUGUGUAUGUGCUAGAAUGAAUUACCCGUCUUUUUUUAGUAGUUACACCAGAUGUCAAGAACUCAACUCUCAAUACCUCAGAUUGCGUAAAUAUUAAUGAUGAUUCACAAUUUAUGUUCAGUCCUAUUUAUUCACUGACGCACGAUGAAUACGUGAUAAAUCAUAGUGAUUUUGUUGCGUCUGAUCGAUGCGAAUUCUCCUAUAACAGUCAGCAUCUAUCACAAGUUUUUCCAGACUAUGAAAAGACUUAUCGUGAUUCAGGAGAUAAAUCUUGUACAAUACACGAAGCUCAACAGAAAAAUGAAUUGGAAAACAAAGAUCAAGUAAAACAAUUUCGACAAAAAGUAGAAAGCGCAAAAGAGAAUGAUUAUAUCGAAAAACCAUAUUUCUCUUAUAUGCAGAAACAAGCGACUCCAGAUCUUUUGCUAAGAACAAAGAACUUUAUCAUGAAUCACCAUAGCUGUAUUGAUGUUCCUCCAGCGCACUGGAUAUCAGCGCCAGUGGCUUUAAACGUCAAUCAUAAUCUGAACCAAAGUUAUUCUUCUAUGGGAGAUGAUUUGUUUUCCAUGGUCAACCAAACGGACAGUUUAGACUCAAGCAGUUCGGUGCCACCUAUCCCAAAGUGCUGCAUACAACCGGUCGAUUAUACUCACCCAAUCAUCACUUAUGCAAGGAGGAUUGAAGAGCCAAAUGAAAUACCGAAUUCCGGGGAUGCUAUCAAGGAUACAGCACAUGAAGUGUCUGAGUGGAUUAACAAGAUGAUGGAUGAAUGAUGAUAAUUAGUGCAAUUGUUAAAAAAGCAGAAACAUAAUAUAUAUUUGUAUUUUGUGUUAAAUACUGUUUCGUUUCUUUUGGCAAAAUAAAUUUAAUAUCACCGCCUCACUAA
This is a messenger RNA of Heterobilharzia americana, 1070 nucleotides long. NCBI's taxonomy places the organism in Eukaryota, Metazoa, Platyhelminthes, Trematoda, Strigeidida, Schistosomatidae. The record is from the annotation of a GenBank genome assembly.